AUGUGUGACACCGUGACGGACGGAGGGGGCUGGACAAUAUUCCAGCGUCGCGUCUCCGGUGCCGUAGACUUCUACCGGAACUGGGAAGAAUACAAAUACGGAUUCGGAGACUUCGACGCCGGGGAAUUCUACCUCGGUAACGAAAACAUCUACUGUCUUACUUCAGAAAAAUCCUACGAUUUGAGAAUUGAUAUGAGUUUCAACGGAUCCAGCUACUUCGCUCAAUAUUCAAAGUUCCAACUGUAUCCAGAGAGUCAGUUUUACAAAAUUUCAUACGAUGAGUACUCAGGAAAUGCAGGGGAUUACCUACAAACCUCGGAUCUCCGUCAGAUGUUUAGUACGUAUGAUAAGGACAACGACAUCGACGAUACUAGACAGUGUGCAGUGACAUUCCACGGUGCGUGGUGGUACUCACGAUGUCACAUGGCUAACCUCAACGGUCUAUGGGGGAGCAAGGAGUAUGGUGUGGGUGUACAGUGGGACGGCGUCACAGGCGAUGUUGAUUCGCUUGACUUCAGCGAAAUGAAAAUUAGACCGAAAUAA
Molecule: messenger RNA, 543 nt
Organism: Physella acuta
Lineage: Eukaryota; Metazoa; Mollusca; Gastropoda; Physidae
Product: ficolin-2-like
Source: RefSeq, a predicted model, not a curated record